Molecule: messenger RNA, 267 nt
Organism: Colletotrichum spaethianum
Lineage: Eukaryota; Fungi; Ascomycota; Sordariomycetes; Glomerellales; Glomerellaceae
Exons: 2
Coding region: 1-267 (88 amino acids)
Source: RefSeq, a predicted model, not a curated record
AUGUCGUGCUCUCAGGUCUGGUCAGGCAACGUGCAUCCGAGAAUCCUCCAGUUGUGGAUUGCGGUCGUUGGUCGCGCCAUUGAACCGGACAUUGGCCGCGGGGGUAAAGUGGAAUGCGGUUUCGAUAUCCCAUCACGGUCGUGCUGGAUCUUUUGCGCUUGGGUUGUCUCAGCAUUGGAGAAGACGAUCGGCGAGGCGAGUGGGAAUCGCUUUCGCAUGUCGACUCUGCUGUUGGCGGGCGUCGACGGCGAGACUCUGCGCGCGUGA